Molecule: messenger RNA, 4102 nt
Organism: Xiphias gladius (swordfish)
Lineage: Eukaryota; Metazoa; Chordata; Actinopteri; Istiophoriformes; Xiphiidae
Gene: traf2a
Product: Tnf receptor-associated factor 2a
Exons: 10
Coding region: 275-1981 (568 amino acids)
Biological process (GO): positive regulation of canonical NF-kappaB signal transduction; tumor necrosis factor-mediated signaling pathway; protein K63-linked ubiquitination
Cellular component (GO): cytoplasmic side of plasma membrane; cytosol; plasma membrane signaling receptor complex
Molecular function (GO): zinc ion binding; ubiquitin-protein transferase activity; tumor necrosis factor receptor binding
Source: RefSeq, a predicted model, not a curated record
CAGCGGCGCCUAGUGGUAGACGUAGUAACUUACAACUGAACAUAGCAUCCUCAGCUGUCACUUUUAUCACAUCACAUACAAACGCCUGGUCCUUUUUUGCCUAUGCACGUGAAUAUCAGGUUAUGAGUUCUUGACAUCAGCAGGAAUGCCCGAAUAAAUCCGGCAAAAAAGUGCGAUGAGUCGUCGCCGGCGAUUCAUCAUAAAAUCACAUUCAGCGGUGUUUGCAGUCCUGAACACACCCCACUAAGUACCCCGAUAUUGUUCAGGGGAAAUAAUGGCUGCACAGGAACCGUCUCCACCGUCUUCCCUGGAAGGCAACAAACCGGGCUUCCCAAAGAAAAUUUUGGCCAACAACCUCGAAGACAAGCAUUUGUGCAAUUCAUGCCAGAAAAUUCUGAGAAGGCCCUUGCAAGCCCAAUGUGGUCACCGCUUUUGUUCGUUCUGUUUCAACAAAAUUGUGAGUUCCGGACCACAGAAAUGCAGUGCUUGUAUCAAAGAAGACUUAUUUGAGGAACCCACCUCUAUUCUCAAGCAAGGUGGUGCUUUCCCAGACAAUGCAGCCCGAAGAGAAGUUGAGGCCUUGGCAGCUGUCUGUCCCAAUGAGGGUUGCACAUGGACGGGAACUAUCAAAGAAUUUGAGGCUAGCCAUGAGGACAGCUGUGACUUCAUGAUCAUCCUGUGUCCUUCCUGUAAAGAGCUGAUGAGAGCCAAUGAACAGGAACGCCACAACGAGAGAGAAUGUCCAGAAAGGACACUCAACUGCAAAUACUGCAAAGAACCCUUCCUGUUGAAGAACAUCAAGGCUCAUGAUGAAAUCUGUCCAAAGUACCCAAUGAUUUGUGAAGGUUGUGCAAAGAAAAAGAUUCCCAGAGAGAAGUAUGUGGACCAUAUUAAGUUCUGCAGUAAAUUUAAAGCACCAUGCAGAUUUCAUGUUGUUGGCUGCGAUACGUCUGUGGAGAAAGAGAAGAUUCAUGACCAUGAGCGGCAGUGUUCCUAUGAACACCUCAACUUGCUCCUGCAUUUCAUCAUGGGCAUCAAGGUGAGCCUGGAGAGCCUGCAGCCCCAGAGCCUGGAGGUAGCCAGCCACAAGCUGCAGGAACUCCACCAGUCCCUCAGGGACCUGGAGCAGAAGAUGAGCCAGCUGAGUGGCGGUGGUGCAGCUCCCGUGCAGGGUGCGUGCGCCCCGACCCUGGCCACCUCUUUCACCCCGCUGCCCAGCGCCAUGGGUGCUGCCCUGGAACUGCAGCUCCAGAGCGAAAAGACCAAGGUGGCAGAGCUGAGCCGGCGCUGCCAGGAGCUGGAGCUCAAAGUUAGCACAUUCGAGAACAUCGUCUGCGUCCUCAACCGAGAGAUGGAGCGCUCCUGCACCACCAUGGAGGCCUACAACCGUCAACACCGACUGGACCAGGACAAGAUCGAGAUCCUGAACAACAAGGUUCGUCAGCUGGAGAGGACUGUGAGUCUGAGAGAUCUGUCCAUCGUGGAGAUGGAGGGGAAAAUGAGGGAGAUGUCUGCAGCCACGUAUGAAGGCAUCUUUGUUUGGAAGAUCUCGGAUUUCACCAAGAAGAGGCAGGAUGCCGUGGCCGGCCGUGCCCCUGCAAUGUUCUCUCCUGCCUUUUAUACCAGUAAAUAUGGCUACAAGAUGUGCUUACGAAUCUACCUGAAUGGUGAUGGGACAGGCCGCGGCACCCACUUGUCUCUGUUCUUUGUGGUGAUGAGAGGACACAGCGAUGCACUCCUCAAGUGGCCUUUUAACCAGAAGGUCACCCUAAUGCUGCUUGACCAGAACAACAGGGAGCACAUAAUCGAUGCCUUCCGGCCCGACAUCUCCUCCUCGUCUUUCCAGAGGCCUGUCAGUGAUAUGAACAUCGCCAGUGGCUGUCCGCUCUUCUGUUCGCUCUCCAAACUGGACUCUAAAAACUCCUACAUACGCGACGACACCAUCUUCAUCAAGGCCAUUGUAGACCUCACUGGACUCUAGGCAAAAGCUGAGGGCAGAAAUCCAACCUUGCCUUUUGUGGUUACUAACCUGUUUAAAUCAACAGGCUUUUGUAUCACCUGUAAGUGGCAUUUGUCUUUGGGUUCUGUCUAGUCUUUUGGUUUUGGUAUGAAUUGUUGGCGGCAAUAUGCGAGACUAGAGCAGGAAACUUAACUUCUUCUGGCCAAUGGUCACAGUGGAUGUGGGUUUGCAAAACCUUCUUAACCACUGUACUCUUUUACCAAUCAAACUGAGUUUUCAUUCGACAAAAACAUUUGAUUACCUACAAGAGUGUGUGGAGGAGUUAAUACAAUACUGAAUAUGUGCCAAUAUUAGGCUGGUGAUAGGUGUUAAUUUCCUGCCCUGCAGAAGAGACACACAGCAUUUGAAUUGAUAGAAGCAUUCCAAGAUCUAGGUAGAAUAUUAUACUUGUGAAACAACUAGAAGAGUAUGACAUUUUCUAUAAUCCCUAGUGAUCAUCCUAUAGCUUCCUGUACCAUAGUUGAGGCUCACACAAUCAGUUUUACACAGGAAAAUUACCAGAUUUUUUUUAAAGGUGUAAACUCAGAGGUUUAUACUCAUUUCACAAGGAUUUUAUCUCCAUUCACAUUCAAAUGUUGUUUUAAGCUGCAAGUAAAUAAGGUCCUCCUGUGACAAAAGUCAGAUAUUGCUGCUAGUCACUAGUUAAAGCCCAAAAUAACUGAGUCUUAACUAGAAGCUAGCAUAACUACCAUAUCGCGAGUCCCACAAAAUAAUAAGAGCCGUAUUAAUCUUGUUUGGCUGCUUGGUGCUGAACUCCACAAAAAGCUAAAAAUGACACAUUUGAUAACUGGCGUUGAAAGGUUGAUAUGGCUAACAUGUUAGCAAACUACUACUUAUUUAGUAAAAUAUAAAAUUAAAAAUAGUAGAAUGAGAGAUCAAUGGGAGUUGUGGCUCUAGCAACCAGAGAAAGAGGAUUCCACUAUUAACUCUCCCGUUUUAGCUCUGUUUUAGUCUCCACCAACUCCUGAGGAAAAUAUUUGGCUCUUUUAGCUUGCUAGUUACUAUGUUCGCCAGCUAAACGCUAAUUUUGUCUGCCAUUUAGUACUGAGCCGGUUGCGUAGAGUUGGGUUAUCAGUUGGGUUAUUUCACUGACAACGGUUGUCCUCUGCUGCUAGGUACCAGGUGGAUGAAAGAGGUUAAACAGAAUCAGAAUGUGAAAAUUGUGGGUCGUACAAUCAAAACAGCUAGCUAAAAGAUGAUCAAACGUAGACAUGAGUGGAAACCUCAGAAUCUGAUUAUAAUUCUCUCUAGGUAUGUCACUAUGAGUAACUCUCUGAAAUUACAUAUAGUUAUAUGGACUAUUGUUAAUUUAAGAAUAUUGAUAGUGCAGCUUAAAAAAAAAAAGUCAAACUAUAAAUUGCUUGUUAUGCAAAGUUUAUUUCUGUUAUUUGACUUUCACCUGGGUUUUUAUAUUAUAUUUUGUAUAUUUAAAGUUUGAAAUUUCAAACACCAACACAUUUCCAUUUAAAAAAAAUUAAAAACAGAAAAUACUGAGCCAUGAAAAAACAAGCUAUGUAGAUUAAACAGCCAACAGGCACAGCGAUAGAUCAAGCAGGUCUAGGCGGUUGUGCUGACUGUUGGCUUGUACUGCCUGACAUUUGAUUAAUUGAUUAUUUUUGUUAACUGCGUUUUUUGCAUUUAGAAAUGUGGAGUUCCAGUGUGACGCCCAUGUAGCCUUCAGAGUAUUGCUCAGCUUUGCACACAGUUUGUAGUGCAGUUGUAAUUUUUUAACGUGUUUAUGGUUUCUUAACAUCUAUGCCUCCAACUCUCAAGUCCUGUAUUCAUUGGUCAUUUGUCGUGGUGAACAUUGUUUGAAUUCCAUGAAUUCUGAGUGUAGUACUUCAUUUGUGAGUGUUGUUUUUGUGUGUGCGUGUGUGCGCGUGCGUGGGUGUGUGUGUACUGUUCCAUUUCUUUGCUGUGAUUUGCAGUUUUAGUUUCAUGUUGGAUCUGUGGAAGAUACACUGUAGCUUACAACAGUUUCUGGGUUUUGUGUCCAAGAAACCUUAACAGUGAUGGUGGUCAGGCUGAUUUGCCCAAGUGGAAAUAUGACGUAUUUUAUUACAAAUAAAACAUAUAUUUGCA